Molecule: messenger RNA, 2325 nt
Organism: Miscanthus lutarioriparius
Lineage: Eukaryota; Viridiplantae; Streptophyta; Magnoliopsida; Poales; Poaceae
Source: the annotation of a GenBank genome assembly
AUGGGCAACGUGUUCGCGUGCAUGCCGCGCAAGGAGCAGCGGGGCGCGGCCGCGGUGUCGCGCAGCAAGCGGAUGGGGAGCGCGCGGUCGGCGCGCGGCGGGCCCAAGCUCACGCCCGCGGAGGAGGAGCUCCUGCACCGCCAGGCGCUGGCCAUGGCCAUCCACCAGCACCUCGACGCUGGCGGCUCCAUGUCGCGCCGCAUCGACGCCGGGGCCUCCCUGUCCCGGCGCAUGGCCCCCGGCUCCACCAGCUCCCGCCGCCGCGGCGACCUGCCGGACUCCGUCACGAAUGCCAAGCCCGCCCCAAUUGUUCUGGAGAAUUUGGAAACAAAGAAAAUUGUCCUUGUUCAUGGAGAAGGAUUUGGUGCUUGGUGUUGGUACAAGACCAUCUCACACUUGGAGGAAGCUGGUCUAGAUCCUGUUGCCUUAGAUCUCACAGGUUCUGGCAUAGACCAUACUGAUACAAACAGCAUAGCUACAUUAGCAGAUUACUCCAAGCCAUUGAUUGAUUACCUUGAUAAACUUCCUGAAGAUGAUAAGGUCAUUUUAGUUGGCCAUAGUUGCGGAGGUGCAAGUGUGUCAUAUGCAUUGGAGCAGUACCCCAAAAAGAUCUCAAAGGCGGUGUUUCUUACUGCUACGAUGGUGAAGGAUGGUCAGCGGCCCUUUGAUGUGUUCUCGGAGGAACUCCGGUCGGCAGAUGUUUUCUUGCAAGAAUCACAGUUUUUAGUUUAUGGAAAUGGAAAGGACAAGCCUCCUACUGGGCUUAUGUUCGAUAAACAGCAGAUCAAGGGGCUCUAUUUCAACCAAACGCCUUCUAAGGAUAUGGCGCUAGCCGCGGUGUCCAUGAGGCCUAUCCCUCUAGCCCCAAUCAUGGAGAAGCUCUCCCUGACCCCAGAGAACUACGGCACCGUCCGCCGCUACUUCAUCCAGACGCUCGACGACCACAUGCUGUCGCCAGACGCCCAGGAGAAGCUGGUCCGCGAGAACCCUCCCGACGGCAUCUUCAAGAUCAAGGGCGGUGACCACUGCCCCUUCUUCUCAAAGCCGCAGUCCCUGAACAAGAUCCUGCUAGAGAUCGCGCAUAUCCAAUCCCCCGCGGCGCUGCUCCCAGCCAAUGCGAGCGCGGAGACUGCCUCCGUGGCGGUGGCGGCGAAGGAAGGGAAACGAUCGAAUACCAUGAGCUCGCGCUGCCCUUUUGCAGGAGCUACCACUGGUGGCGGUGUAUGCCCUGUGAAAGCCGUCGAUAAGAGCAGCGCUGGGUUAUGCCCCGCAGCAACAUCUGACAAGAGCAUCACUGGUGUGUGCCCUGUCACCGGCAAGGGUCAUGGUAGUGAGCACAAGGAAAGUACCGAUGGCGGUGAAGAAAAGGGCACCGAUGAUCCUCGCAUGGUGCCGGCAAAGUGCCCGUUUGGCUACGACUCCAACACAUUCAAGCUGGGUCCGCUCAGCUGCAUUGUCUGCCAGGCGCUGCUCCAUGAAAGCAGCAAAUGCAAGCCGUGUGCCCAUAAAUUCUGCAAGGCAUGUAUAUCACGCUUUAAGGACUGCCCGCUGUGUGGUGCCGAUAUAGAGGGGGUUGAGCCUGAUGCCGAGCUUCAAGCGCUUGUUGAUCGGUUCAUUGAUGGCCACGCCAGAAUCAAGCGGUCACAUGCUACAGGGGAUGUGGAAGCAGCAGAUUUCAAGGACAAAGUCAUAUAUGAAGAUGUUUCGAUGGAGAGAGGAGCUUUUCUGGUGCAGCAAGCUAUGAGGGCUUUUCACGCCCAGAACAUUGAAAGUGCAAAAUCAAGGCUCACUAUGUGUGCAGACGACAUCAGGGAGGAGUUGAAAUCUUCAGAAGAUAAUCUAGACCUAUGUUCACAGCUUGGAGCUGUAUUAGGAAUGCUUGGGGACUGCUGUCGGACCUUGGGAGAUGCUCCUUCAGCAAUCACAUACUAUGAAGAAAGUGCUGAGAUACUCUCGAAACUCCCCACAAAAGAUCUUGAGCUGGUUCAUACUCUCUCUGUUUCACUAAACAAAAUUGGUGACCUUCGCUACUAUGAUGGUGACCUCCAAUCUGCAAGGAACUAUUAUGCCCGUUCAUUGGAUGUUCGCAGAAGUGCUGUAAAAGAGAACUCAGCAGUGGCUUCCCAGGUCAUUGAUCUAGCAACUUCUCUUGCCAAAGUUGCGGAUGUGGAUAGAAAUCUUGGGAAUGAAAGCACCGCAGUAGAGGGUUUUGAGGAAGCAAUUCAAUGUCUUGAGAAGCUGAAGCUGGAUUCUGAACAAGCUAGCCUUGAACAACGGCGCCUCUCGGUUCUCGAAUUCCUGCACAACCAGUUGGCAGAUAAGUAA